UCCAGGACAGACGCAGGCGCAGAAGUCGCUGGCUGGGGAAGAGCGAGCGGGGCGGCCGCUCGCCCAGGACGGACUGUCAAUGACCUGCGAGGUGGUCGUGUUGUAUUUUGCGAGAAGUGCUGAUUUAGCCGGAGUCCGCACUGAGACCAUUUCUGUGCCCCAGCAGAUAACAUCGCUGCGGCUGUGGGAUGAAAUUGUGAAGAGACAUUCAAGCCUUGCUGCCAUACAGGAUCAAGUGGUUUUUGCUGUCCGCCAGGAAUACGUGCUCCUCGGGGACCAGCUGCUGGACCUACGCACGGGUGACGAAAUUGCCAUUAUCCCACCUAUCAGUGGGGGCUAAAGUUGGGAAGACCUUUUCAGUUCUAGAGAUAUCAUGAAUGGAAUUGGGGAUGAACCCAAGGACUUCAUUAAAUUGACUGAAGACAAGCUCUCGGCAG
This is a messenger RNA of Gekko japonicus, 437 nucleotides long. RefSeq names its product molybdopterin synthase sulfur carrier subunit-like. Lineage: Eukaryota; Metazoa; Chordata; Lepidosauria; Squamata; Gekkonidae. The record is from RefSeq and is a predicted model, not a curated record. Gene Ontology annotation, biological process: Mo-molybdopterin cofactor biosynthetic process. Gene Ontology annotation, cellular component: cytosol. Bases 80 to 340 code for a protein of 86 amino acids. The transcript is spliced from 4 exons.